Messenger RNA from Phlebotomus papatasi, 2392 nucleotides. RefSeq names its product pancreatic triacylglycerol lipase-like. Gene Ontology annotation, molecular function: triacylglycerol lipase activity. The transcript is spliced from 9 exons. The record is from RefSeq and is a predicted model, not a curated record. Gene Ontology annotation, biological process: lipid metabolic process. The coding region runs from base 516 to 2183 and encodes 555 amino acids. NCBI's taxonomy places the organism in Eukaryota, Metazoa, Arthropoda, Insecta, Diptera, Psychodidae.
UAGUUAGGCAUUGCAUACAGGUGAGUAAUCACCUGAUUGACUUCUCGCACGUUCGCAACUCCAAAGUUUAACGGUGUUUUCGAGUAACCCGCCGUAUAUUUGGAAAAAGAACAGAGGCAUCAACAGUUCGGUUAAAAAAUACGCUCACAAAAGCGACAUAGCUGCACAAAAUUGAAUGAAGAAGUGAUUUCUUCAGUGGGAUUCAAACAAGUAUCUCGUCAACUUAUCAAAAAUUGGCUCGUCUUGUUUCGAUCCUCUGUGGACUUUUUAGCAGUAUUGUGUGUGCAGAGCCCAUAAAAUAUCCAAAGUGAUUGAAUAUCGUCUUUGCUUGGUAUUAUAUAAUUGUGCCAUAUAUAGAGUAAAUAAGGUAUUGCGGUUAGAAACUCACCUAUUAUAAAGCUCCAACGAAAUCUAUCAUAACAACCCAUUAUCGACGAUAUAAACAGUUCAUCGAGCAAUUGCAGCACCGCAGUGACAACUUUUGCCUAAAUGGUUGCACUGGCACUCGGACCAAGAUGUGGAAGUAUGUGUCUGCUCUAUUGACUCUGGGCUUGACGUCUUCUGCGGUGAAGGGAGGCCCUCUGGAUCCGUUCAGCUGGGCCAGGGCCGAUAAAAUAACCAUCGAUGUAAAUCUGCCUUGGUUGCCAUUUGAAAACGAGACACGAUGUUUCGGUGAAAUUGGCUGUCUCAACAUCACCCGCGAAUGGUAUCAUCUGAUCCACCGGCCAUUCAAUGUCUUCCCACUUCCAAGGAAUAUCAUCAACACACGCUUCUAUCUCUACACGCCAAAGAAUCCCCUUCAGUCGCAAAAUCUCGUGGCCGAGGAUGACAAGACCAUCAAAGAGUCAAACUUCAAUGCUGAUUGGAUGACCAAGAUCAUCAUUCAUGGCUUUAUUGAUACACCACUCUCAAAUUGGGUCUCUGAGAUGCGAGACGAAUUAAUUGCGCGGGGGAAUCUCAAUGUCAUCGUGGUGGACUGGGCUGGUGGAUCACUGCCCCUUUACACCCAGGCGACAGCAAAUACGCGCCUUGUGGGACUCGAAUUGGCUUACUUGCUGAAGAAGCUACAAGAAAUUUCCGGUUUGAGAAUGGAAGAUGUGCACAUGAUUGGACAUUCUUUGGGAGCUCAUACGGCUGCAUAUGCUGCUGAGAGAACUCCCGGAAUUGGUCGGAUAACAGGUCUCGAUCCAGCUGAACCAUAUUUUCAGGGAAUGGGUCCUUCUGUUCGACUUGAUCAAUCGGAUGCCCAAUUUGUCGAUGUGAUCCACACAGACGGCAGAAGUUUCUUCCUUCUCGAGAUUCCCGGCUACGGAAUGUCUCAGCCAUGUGGACAUCUGGACUUCUAUCCCAACAAUGGCAAAGAACAGCCAGGAUGUGCUCUGUCACAGGAAGGUGGCACGCUGAUCCCCUUGACACUCAUAAAGGACGGAAUUGAAGAAGCAUCGCGAGUUCUUUUGGCUUGCAAUCAUGUGAGAGCUAUCAAACUCUUCAUCGACAGUAUCAACGGGAAAUGCCCCUAUGUAGCCCAUCGAUGCCCAUCGUAUCAACACUUCCUGGCUGGAAGAUGCUUCAAGUGUACAUCUGGGAAUUGUGCCUAUAUGGGCUACCAUGCCACAAUGCCCAUUUCUGGCCAUCAGAAUUCUUCUGAGAAUGAUAUUAUAACGUCAGAUGUGAACGAACCAAUGGCUCCACAACCUGGAAAAUACUUUCUGGCCACUGGAAAGGACUAUCCCUUCUGCCAGAGACACUAUAGAUUCACAGUAGAGCUGGCUAAGCCCCGGGAUGCUGAGACAUGGGUACAGGGAUACCUUACAGCGGCCAUAUUCUCAGACCGUGGAGCCGUUCGGGGAGUCGAUCUGACUCCGAGGGGAACGGCUCGUCUAGAACACGGAACAACAUAUCAAGUAGUUGUGACGAAUCCCCACGAUUUAGGUGAUCGCAUCCGAAAGGUUGAACUCAAUUGGACACACGAGAUGAACGUGCUUCAGCCGAGAUCUCUUUGCCUCCUCUUCUGGUGCAACGAUCACUUGUACGUGAAAUCUGUCACCGUUGAGAUUAUGCAAAUGCCAUCGAGAGGAAAGAGAAACAGUGGCUCCUCGAAUAAACUCUGUGCGCCCAAGAGAGAGUAUGCUGAUAUCGCUAAUCGGGGAAUGUCUGUCUUCUACGACAAUUGCAAGAGAUAAAAAUUAACUGGCCAAUGGUCUCAUGUAACGGUCGAUCAACUUUCUCUUUAAGUAUUACUACUGUGUCGUUAAGUACUCCUGAAUUUACUACUUCCAAGGAUCAGUGAAUCUAUGUGAUAAUUAUACAUGAUGUUAACUAGUGUUUACUUUUUGUACCCUGUACAAUGUCUUAUUAUUUUUUUUUUAAUAAAAUACAAAAAUUACCUGAA